Molecule: messenger RNA, 1269 nt
Organism: Macrosiphum euphorbiae (potato aphid)
Lineage: Eukaryota; Metazoa; Arthropoda; Insecta; Hemiptera; Aphididae
Source: the annotation of a GenBank genome assembly
AUGUUAAAAAAGCAGCAUGAGCUGCCCUACGGAGACAUCAUCGAAUUGCUAGGUGAUGGGAGAGAUUCAGAACUAUCGUCAUUGUCAGGCGACGACGAUGAUUUUGUUGAUGACAAUGAAUACCCUUGUUCAGAAAUCGAAAAGUCUAGUAAAGAACAAAUGUUUGAAAAUGUACUUGAUGAUUUUGAACUGUUUGAAUUCGAAGAUGGUGAAGAUUUCAACGUUUUUGGCAUAAAUAAUGAAACAGUUGAAGAUGAACAGCAAUCAGAUAACAAUGCUUAUGCUAGGCCAAGUACACCUGCAAUACCACCAUGUCAUAUAGCAAUAAGACCUGUUGUUGAACACGGACUACACCUCAAUAACCUACCAUAUUACACAAAAAAUGAAAUUAAAUGGUCAAAUAGACCGUUUGUCAGUAAUUUCUUAAAGAUUUCGCCACCAGCUCCAGAAUUAUCAACUACUUAUAAGACUCUAUUACCAAUAGAAUAUUUCAGUAAAUACUUUCCUGAGGAAGAGUUUGAAAAUAUGGCCAAGUACACAAAUAUUUAUGCCAAACAAAAUAAUUUCAUAAAUUAUGUAGAUACUACACCUUCAGAAAUGAAGGUGUUUGUGGGUAUACAUUUGAAGAUUGGUUGUCAAAAACCUAGUAGAAUAAGAUCAUGUUGGACUAAUGAGGACAGAGUAAAUAUAAUUGCUGAUAAUAUGUCUCGAAAUCGUUUUUUUCAGUUGAGGUCUUGUUUUCAUGUAAUGAAUAAUGAUGACAUUCCUGAAAACAAUGUUGAUAAAUUUAUAAAAGUUAGACCACUUUUUAAUUCUUUUUUAAAACGUAAAGAAUUGCCAGUAGAAACUAAUCUAGCUGUUGAUGAACAAAUGGUCAAAUUUAAAGGGAAAUUAGGUGUCAAACAAUACAUGAAAGGCAAACCCUGCCCUUGGGGUAUUAAAAUUUUUUUAUCUGCUCUGCUAAUGGUAUGCUCUUACAAUCUAUUUACAUCACUUGAGUGUUUGGGAAUUAAAGCAGCUGGGACAGUUAGACUUAAUCGUUUUGCUAAUCCUCCAAUUGUGAGCGAUAAAGAGCUAAAUACAUUAGGAAGAGGAGCUUCAUAUGAAGUUACCUCAACAGAUGGAAAAGUUGGUCUGAUUAAAUGGUUGGAUAAUAAAUCUAGGGAUGUAAAAAAAGAACCCAUAUGGCAUGCAAAAAAUGCAAUGUCCAUUUAUGUAUUACCGUGUAUUACCAAGACAAGGAAUUGUUUUUAUGAUUAUCAUAAUUAA